UGGUCUGGCAGCUCUGUGCAACAAGUUGAAAAAUAGAAGAAGCAAAUAGAAACAGCGUCCGCAAAUAGUGCGCAAAAUAGUGUUUUUUUGUUAACGUGCAACAGUGACAUUGUUAAGCAAUUGAAUGCAAGUGAUAGUGCGACCAAAAAAACAAUGCAAAACACUUGGCCACGCAACAAUAACAAUUGAGCAAGGCACACACACACAUGCACAUGUGCAGGCACCCACUCGUGUAAGAGACAGAGAUAGCGCGAAUGUGUGAGUGAGCGAGAGGCAAGAACUGUAACUGUAAUAUAAUUGAUAAAACAAAAAACGUCAGGAGCAGGAAUCCAGUGAAUGAUAGAGAGAGAGACGCAGAGGAAGAGCAAGAGAGCAAGUAAGAGGACAGCGAAAAAGAGCUGAAAAAGGAGGAGGAAUUGUUGUUGCUAAAAAUAGCAACAAAUAGACAGGGCAAGAAGAAGAAGAAGACGGCAAAUAAGAGCAAGAAGAAGAAGCGUUGACGCAGGCAAAAGUCGCAGCCUUUUUGGGCACUUGGACUCUCAGUGUGUCCCGUUAGCCAGCUAACGCUCCCCCGGCGAGCAACAACAACAACAAACAUCGAUAACAACAAUUACAAUAAGAAUAUCAAGGAAUACGACACACAACAUCAUCAACAACAACAACAACAACAAAUACGACGACGGACCAAAACUAUGCUUUUGAAAUUCACAAAAACCAGUGGCGCUGGACCCUCGGCCGUACCGCUACUGACCCCCGCCCCCGCGCCGGGCUCCAGCUCGGCGUCUAUGCAGGCAACCACAACAACUUACGCGGCCCGCGGAACAGGCAUGAGAAUGACCAUGUCCACCAAUUCCACAAUGAGUGCGCGAAUACAUCGCAAAGGAUUUCGCAUACCAUCGAAAAGACAACCGGGUAAGGGAUUGCCCGGCAAGCUGCACACCAUAACCAGGGCGGGUCCUGGCAAAAUGGUUCCUGGCAAGCGAAUACCACAGCGACCCCAUCCGCCGCCCUGCGACAACUCGAACGACAGUGGGCUGGGCUUCGAUCAGCACACGGAGCUAAGGAGCUCGGCAGGCGCUGGGGGCGUGGCCGAUCCUGCGGCGAAUGGAGGCAGUGGCCAGCGAUCCAGUUUGCUGGUGAACAGCGCUUUAACCAACACAGUGGCUGCAGCAGCGGCCGCAGCAGCUGCCGCGGUGGCCAGCAACACGUUGCAGCAGCAUCAGCAGCACCACCAACAGCAGCAGCAGCAGCAACAGCAACAGCAGCAACAACAGCAGCAGCAGCAACAACAGCAGCAGCAGCAGCAGCAACAUUCACCGCAGCAGCAUUUAAUCAGAGCGAUACCUGUAUCAAGAUCGCGGCACGACACCAAAAUGAUGGCUCACUAUCUGGAGGAUCUGGACCUGAUAUCGGCGUCCUCCUCGGAGGAUUCGGCCACCUCGACGCCGACCGGUUUGGAUGAGGACACGGGCUUUGUGAACGACACCAAUUCGACGACAGCCGGCGGCAAUAGUAACUCGGAUCCAUUUGGAGACGUCUUCCAGGCAACCGAGGCAGCCGUCGCAGCAGCCGUGAAUGCCUUCAACCUGCAACAGCAACAUCAGCAGCAGCAGCACCAGCAGCAACAUUCGGUGCAACAGCAACAGUUUCAGUACAACGGACUGCUGUUGCCACAGCACCAGCAGCAGCAGCAGCAGCAGCAACAGUCGCAGCAGCAGCAGCAGCAGUCGCAUCACCAGCAACAACAUCACCAUCACCGCCAUGGCAAGCACAUCAAACGCAAGAAGCUCGAGUGCAACCAGGUGGAACUGGACAACGAUGAUGCCUGCAGCGAGGAUGAGUUCAUCCGCAAGAUUGCCAGUACGGUGACGGUGGCAUCAACGGUCGAUGACACGCCCUCGCCCCCGGCCCCGCCUCCGCCCAUUGCUGCCGCACCUGCCACGCCCACUGUUAGCCUCCUGCCGCGCAUCAGCAACAACAGCAUUGAGACAAAAUUCAUAUCGGCCAGGACUGUCACACGGGUGGCCAACAAACGGCAACCCACAACGCCGCUGAACAGCGUCGCCAGCUCCAACGAUGGCCAGGUGCAGCUGGAGAUCGUCUCCCAGCCGGAGCAACAGCACCGGGCACGCUACCAAACGGAGGGCAGCCGCGGAGCCGUCAAGGAUCGCAGCGGCAAUGGUUUCCCCAUCGUCCGGCUGACCGGAUACGACAAGGUUGCCGUCCUCCAGGUCUUCAUUGGCACGGACAUUGGACGCGUGGCACCGCACAUGUUCUACCAGGCCUGCAAGGUCGCCGGCAAGAACUCGACGCAGUGCAACGAGAAGAAGGUCGACGGCACCAUGGUCAUUGAGAUCGAUUUCAAACCCGAAACGGACAUGACCAUCACCUGCGAUUGCGUUGGAAUCUUGAAGGAACGCAAUGUGGAUGUGGAGCACCGCUUUCCCGAGCACCUGGCGCAAAAGAACAAAAAGAAAUCGACUCGCUGCCGGAUGGUGUUCCGCACCCAGCUGAACCGUGACGAUGGCACCACCGAGACCCUACAAGUCUGCUCGAAUCCAAUCAUCUGCACUCAACCACCUGGCGUGCCGGAAAUAUGCAAGAAAUCAUUAAACUCCUGUCCCGUUGAUGGCGGCCUCGAGCUAUUCAUUAUCGGCAAGAACUUCCUCAAGGACACACAUGUGGUGUUCCAGGAGACCUACGACAGUGUCAACGGCGACGAUCCGGCCACGGAAAUUGCAGUGCGCCAGCAGCUCAUCGGCGGAACCGCAGCACUUUGGGAACAAAGCGUUCUGCCGGACAAGGAGUACCUUCACCAGACUCAUCUGAUAUGCACGGUGCCACCGUAUCUGCACCAGAACAUCCUGAAGCCGGUCCAGGUGCAGGUGUCGAUCGUCUCCAGCGGCAAGAAGAGCGAACCGCACACGUUCACCUACACGCCCAAGGGACAGUACACGACGCUGGCGGCAGCCAGCACGUUAAGUAACACAAUCCACGCCCAAGAUGUGAGCGGUUUCAUGGACACCACAGUAGCGUCCAAUGCGAGUGGCUCCAGUGGCUGGAGUGGGGCAGGCGGCUCUGGAAGCAACCAAUCUGCAGGCGAUAAUGUGGAGGCCAAGCACGAGAUCGAUUCGGGCAUGAUGCCACCGCCCAUUACCACCCAAAUACCGAUGGGCGUUCGACGCUCUUCGCUGCCCAGUGUCACCCCGAUGAUUACGGACCAGCAGCUGGUCCAUCUCAACGCAGUGGCGGCCAGUGCGGAGGCCCUGAAGACGGAACUGGAGGACAGCAACUCGCACAGUCCCCUAACCGGUGAAUCCACACCGGACAGCCCGAAUGCAGCCAUGCAGUAUCAUCGCUUUGCACGAAAGCCCAGCCUGGACACCAUCAUGUACGAUCAGUCCAACAGUCUGCCCGGUUUCCCAGCCGUUGUUGCACCUGCUACAGCUGCUGCCGUGGCCGCUGCAGUGGAUAUUGAUCCGGCGGCGGUGGCCGUGGCGGUGGAACUGGCCGUCAAGAACGAGAUUGUGAAGCAUGUUGUGCAGCAGCACCAGCAGAUGCAGGAGCAAAUGCAAGAGCAGCAGCAGCAGCAGCAACAACAGCAGCAACAACAACAGCAGCCCCAACAACAACAGCAGCAGCAACAGCAGCAGCAGCAACAACAACAGCAGCAGCAACAACAGCAGCAGCAGCAACAACAACAACAGCAGCAGCAGCAACAGGUGCACAAGUUCAUCGAUGAGCUGACCAAAUCCACAUCGGUGGUAUCCAGCAAUGGCACCACUGAACCGGCUCUGUUCACCACCUCGGCGGUGAUUGAUCACGCUUUGACCGACAUUCUGCAGGCCAAAGUGGGCAUUGCGCCGCCCAAUGUGGUGCUGGAACGGAGUUUGUCCCUAAGCUCCACGAACUCCAGCAGUUCCAUGAGUGGCAGUGAGACCUCCCCGAAUAGUUCACCCCUGACCCAGGACAUCAUACUCAAUUCGGAACCGGCGGCGGCACUGGCCGGUGCUGCUGCCUUGGGUGGCCCGGCGCCCGUUGAUGUCACCGGUGGUCUGUCUACCGAUAUCAUCAUGAAUCCCGCCGUUUCGCCAUCGACGAUUUUGUGCUCCGCAAACGGAGCGGCCACGGCCGUGGUGCCCAAUAUAAUGGCACCCCACCAAGUGACCAUGGCCAACUCGAUUUUGAAUGACAUUGCCAUGCAGCCGGAACCUACGCAGCAGGAUGCAGCGGUAGCAGCCUUGGCAUUGAGUAACAUCAUGAUGAGUCCACCCACCGCGGCAUCGGGUGUGGGAGUUGUGGACACACUGCCACCGACACCAGCGGCUAUGCAGCCAGAGGUCGCAGCCACUGCCACAUCGACUGCGGUCAGCAACAUGAUUAUCAAGGCGGCGGCGGACUUUAUAACCACCCAGGAGCAGGAGCAGCACCACUACCACCACCAUGGUCGCGUCCACUCCCAUUCGCCACAGGCAGCCGUCGGAGUGAGCGGUAAUCCUGCCGAGACGGCAUCGGAUCCGUUAGUUAAUCUGCUGUUGAACCACUCAACCACACCAGAAACAGCGGCUGCUGCUGCUGCCGCGGUAGCUGUAGAAGCAGCCAACUUCCAGUCGAUGAAUCACAGUCACCACAGCCAUCAUGGUCAUCAUGGCCAUAGUCAUAGUCACGGUCACAGUCACAGUCAUAGCCACAAUCGGGUCACGGGACACGUUUCCGGACAUGUGACCAGUCACCAUCAUGGUCACCACUUGCCGGUGGUGCCGCCGACACCACAAGAAUCUCUGAUCGUUGCCCUGGCCAGCGAGAAUGCGCUGCAAAAGUCGGUGGCCACCGCCGCAGUGACCACCAAUGGAGCAGUGAUGACGCAGCAGGCAUCUGCCCCAAACACAGCGGGCAGCAUACUCCCGGCAGCGGUUGGAGCGGUAGCUGCGGCGGCCGCCGUCGCAUUGCAGCCGCCCAUUCCCCGGGAGCUGACCACGAUGUCGGAUCAGGAUCUAAUCAGCUACAUCAACCCGAGCACCUUUGAUCAGCUUUAAACGGCUUGCGAUCAACAAAUUAAACUAUGUGGACUUGCUUUUUUUUUAAUCAACGAUAAAUGUCACUCCUACACAGGCUUAGUCUUAAGUAUAUAUGUAGUAUAUAGAGAAACACACAACAAACAAAAAAAAAAAAACACAAACGAUAAGACGGAUUAAAGGUUUCAUGUGGACCAAUAUUGUGACCAAGCGGAUGGAUAAAAAACGGGAUCAGAGAAUAAAAACCACAAACACAAACACAUUAGUAGCUUUAGAUUUGCCUACGUUUAGGAAUAAACCCUAUUUUAUAAAAAUACCUACAUUUAAUGAUUUGUUUUUUUUUUUUUUUUUGCUAUUUUAAUAUUGAUUUAAAAAGAAAUGAUCAACUUAUCUCAAAAGGUUAAAUUAAAACAAUGAUAACGACUGCCAUAUACCUACGAAAUAUAAAGUGAAAUCCCGAAAGUGAAGAAUGAAAGUAGAAAAUGAAGAAUUCAAAUAUCAACCUUGAAAAUCAAUAAUUAUGGAAAGAACUAACUUUCAUGAAACAAUUGAUUAACACUCUUUGCUGGAAGACCUAUUUUCAUAAUUAAGUCUGAUUUGUAAACUUCCUUUUUAUUUGUUUGAGAAUUUUAGGUAUACUUUACAUUUUAAGCCUAACUAAACGUUUUGGUAGUAAAAUUAAGCUUAUUUAACGUUUGGGUCAAAAGAAAACCACGAAAAGAAAUUAUUAUUAUACAGUUAAUAAUUUAUACAAAAGUAGCUACGAAUAUAAUGAAUAUGCGAGAAAUUCCAAAAGACUUUUGAUUUAAAGAAAAUGCAAUUAUUAUUUUGUUUAUGAUUUAAUCAUUUUUAUUUUCAAUUAUAUUGAAGGAACGCACACAAAUAAAGAUGUAACUAAUGUUAUUACUAUUAUAUUAUUAUUAUAAAAUCGCUAUUAUUAUGCAUACCCUUAAUGUUGAUAGUUGUUAUGUGUAGCGUUGUAACCUAUUUACCAUACCAGAAUAAGAACCACAAAACUGAAAAUAUAAAAGAACAAACCCACAACCAAACUACAUUGAAAAGUAACGAAUAAGUUUAAUAUACAGAUUAUCAAUUGAAUGACCUUCAACACUUGUUAUAUCCCAAAUAAAGAUCAAGACCGAUA
Drosophila yakuba is the source of this 6159-nucleotide messenger RNA. It is a transcript of the gene NFAT, whose product is annotated as basic-leucine zipper transcription factor A. Gene Ontology annotation, molecular function: RNA polymerase II cis-regulatory region sequence-specific DNA binding; transcription factor binding; DNA-binding transcription factor activity, RNA polymerase II-specific. The transcript has 10 exons. The record is from RefSeq and is a predicted model, not a curated record. The coding region runs from base 693 to 5036 and encodes 1447 amino acids. Gene Ontology annotation, cellular component: transcription regulator complex. Gene Ontology annotation, biological process: regulation of transcription by RNA polymerase II. Lineage: Eukaryota; Metazoa; Arthropoda; Insecta; Diptera; Drosophilidae.